This is a messenger RNA of Homarus americanus (American lobster), 2033 nucleotides long. RefSeq lists its product as uncharacterized. The coding region runs from base 204 to 1667 and encodes 487 amino acids. The record is from RefSeq and is a predicted model, not a curated record. NCBI's taxonomy places the organism in Eukaryota, Metazoa, Arthropoda, Malacostraca, Decapoda, Nephropidae. The transcript has 4 exons.
AUAUGUACGUAUAAAGUUAAAAGAACUACCCAGGGAUAAUAUCGAUCUUUCGUCACGUGAUAUGUUGUAGUGUGUGUGGGAUGUGUCACCUUCUGUAUGAGUCAAGAGUUGAAUCAUUACUUGCCACUGCACCGCCAAGGAAGACACUACACUUACCUUCCUCGUCCCCCAGCUAGAAGUGUGUGACCAACAGGUGUGUGAGGAUGAGCAGCGGUAUUACCGAUAAGGGGAAGGCUGAACAGGUGUUGUCCAUGGAGGAGCUCCUCAAGGAACACCUGCCCCAGCUGGCGGAGGUAGAGCGACUCCCGAAGGUGGCGCUGGAGGAGGUGAUGGCGCUGAGUGACCAGUUCCCUGUGGCCUUCCCCGUUCACUCUGCCAGACUCAAGACUCUGUUGAAGAAAGGCGUACAGGAACGGGCCAAGUUGGAGGAGCAGGUCAACUCAGCCUACCCUCUCGUCCACGCCAGGGUCUUACCUCUGCUGGCGGCCUUCCUCCACUACAAGCGAAUCUACGGCAGGCGGAAGGAGAAGGAGCUCUACUCAUCCCUCACCCUACUGGGGCUGGUAAACCGCCUCCUCAAGAAGCGCCCCGUCGUCUUCUUCAACCCCAACGACACCUUCGUCCUGCGUGACGGUACUGACGGCUGCAACGGGUUCGAGGAGAUCGGUCAUUCUCACGAGCGGCCGUCUCUCUGUCUGCAGGAGUACAUGAGCUACGACGAGAUCAAGCUGUCAGCCCUGGUGUGUGUGUCGAGCGAGUCAUGCUUCGUCAAUCCCGGGGGCCGCCACAACCGCGGGGUACCUGGUGCUUCGGGCACUUACCAGUCAGAGGGCGUCAUCGUGGGCAUGGUGGGCACCAGGUUUGAGCGUGAGGGCGUCAUGGAAUGGCAAGACUGUAUUGUAUCGCCCGACCAGAACACUCGUGACCGCGGCUUUGGUGAUGAUCCUCCUCUGAAGCGGUGGUUGGUGCGGGAGUGGGGGCGGCUGUGGGGGGCGGCGCCUCUCCCAACCUGGGAACAGGCACAGAAGGCUCCCGACGGAAGCUUCAUCUCCCUGUCGUCCAGGAUGCUCUUCAACACCCAGGUGUAUAAGGCCCGAAUCCAGCUGUCGGCGGAGACGCUGCUGGUAGAGGCUGGGGUGCGGGCGGCGGCCUCAGGGUUGAAGGCGUAUGUGCAUGUGGUGGGGCUGGGCCUAGGGUGCUGGUUGGUCACCCCCCAGCAGCACCAGCUGUAUGUGGACGCUUGGGCCGCUGCGCUGACCGCCGUCGACACCUCGCACAUCGCCCACAUUGACUUCAGCUGGAUAAAGGUUGAGUCGUGUGGCGGGACGAGUGACGGAGAGGUGAUGCCCGGCACCAGCGUCACCGUGCACUUCUCCGAGCGGGACAUGCAGGCGCCCGUCCCCUCUGGCACUCUUCUCGUCGCCACCUUCGCCUGGGACGGUAAUGCUAUGCCUGGCAAUGAAUUUUGGAAGGGAAUGUUGUCUGCUUCAGGGGACCCGGCGGCCGCCUGUUCCUCAGGUGCGGCUGAGCUUCAUAAUGCUCUCAUCAACCCGCGCGUGACGGCACAUAACCUGCACGUGGCGUCAUCACGGGGCGUGGAACACGUGGCAGAGUUUGCGCGUCACCUUAUUAAGGAAGGUAACGCAGACAAGUGUAGUGGUAAUUGAAGUACUCCAUCACCCUGUACCUGCACGAGUGUUGUCAACAGCAGGCAGUCUGAGGCUCUGCUGUGACUACUAUAAGAGACUUUGGCCAAAGUGACUGUGACCCACAGGUGACCUCCACCUGUGAAAACAAAAAGACCAACUUUAACCCAAGUUUUGGCUUAAUAUAUAACACGUAGUUGACACUGUUUUAGUAUUUAAGAUGAUGAAACACAGACGGUGAACUGACAGCAGGCCCCUCCGUUACUGCCGUCCUUGGUGACGUAAUAAUCACAAUACCUGACACCAAAGUGCCUCAUUCAUCCCAAAGUCAACCCAAGUAACUUUAACCUCAAAGUUCUUGUGUUUGAACUUUAUUAAACAUUUUGU